Messenger RNA from Schistocerca cancellata (South American locust), 3315 nucleotides. RefSeq lists its product as uncharacterized. The transcript has 5 exons. Bases 1 to 3315 code for a protein of 1104 amino acids. The record is from RefSeq and is a predicted model, not a curated record. Lineage: Eukaryota; Metazoa; Arthropoda; Insecta; Orthoptera; Acrididae.
AUGCAGGGGCAUCGACGGCUGGUCGAGUUGGAACAGGUCACCAAAUCUCCGAAGAUGCAGCGGGUCGAACAUCUGCAUUCCCAGGCGGCAGCUGGAGAGUGCACUGGGCUCUUACGUGAUGAUCUGGAGUGGACUCGCCAACACCAUCCCGCUGACAGAAGAAGACUAGAUGAGAAAACAAAUCAGCUCGAGACAAUUGCCGUGCCUCCAGCAUCAGAAACCGCGACUAUUGAAGAAUCAUUAUCUCAGCCCUCUGAUAUGCUGUUAGAGAUAGAUGCUAGACCACCAGCAGCCUCAGUGGUAUCUCUCGCAGAAUGGCCUGAGGAGGCCUCUAAUGAGAAGUUGGAUAGAGAUGAUGAGCCACCAGCAGACUCAGUAGAAACUAUGGCAGAAUGGCCUGAGGAGCCCUCCAAUGAGAAGUUGGAUAGAGAUGAUGAGCCACCAGCAGACUCAGUAGAAACUAUGGCAGAAUGGCCUGAGGAGGCCUCCAAUGAGAAGUUGGAUAGAGAUGAUGAGCCACCAGCAGACUCAGUAGAAACUAUGGCAGAAUGGCCUGAGGAGGCCUCUAAUGAGAAGUUGGAUAGAGAUGAUGAGCCACCAGCAGACUCAGUAGAAACUAUGGCAGAAUGGCCUGAGGAGGCCUCUAAUGAGAAGUUGGAUAGAGAUGAUGAGCCACCAGCAGAGUCAGUAGAAACUAUGGCAGAAUGGCCUGAGGAGGCCACUAAUGAGAAGUUGGAUAGAGAUGAUGAGCCACCAGCAGACUCAGUAGAAACUAUGGCAGAAUGGCCUGAGGAGGCCUCUAAUGAGAAGUUGGAUAGAGAUGAUGAGCCACCAGCAGACUCAGUAGAAACUAUGGCAGAAUGGCCUGAGGAGGCCUCCAAUGAGAAGUUGGAUAGAGAUGAUGAGCCACCAGCAGACUCAGUAGAAACUAUGGCAGAAUGGCCUGAGGAGGCCUCUAAUGAGAAGUUGGAUAGAGAUGAUGAGCCACCAGCAGACUCAGUAGAAACUAUGGCAGAAUGGCCUGAGGAGGCCUCUAAUGAGAAGUUGGAUAGAGAUGAUGAGCCACCAGCAGAGUCAGUAGAAACUAUGGCAGAAUGGCCUGAGGAGGCCACUAAUGAGAAGUUGGAUAGAGAUGAUGAGCCACCAGCAGACUCAGUAGAAACUAUGGCAGAAUGGCCUGAGGAGGCCUCUAAUGAAAAGUUGGAUAGAGAUGAUGAGCCACCAGCAGACUCAGUAGAAACUAUGGCAGAAUGGCCUGAGGAGGCCUCUAAUGAGAAGUUGGAUAGAGAUGAUGAGCCACCAGCAGACUCAGUAGAAACUAUGGCAGAAUGGCCUGAGGAGGCCACUAAUGAGAAGUUGGAUAGAGAUGAUGAGCCACCAGCAGACUCAGUAGAAACUAUGGCAGAAUGGCCUGAGGAGGCCUCUAAUGAGAAGUUGGAUAGAGAUGAUGAGCCACCAGCAGACUCAGUAGAAACUAUGGCAGAAUGGCCUGAGGAGGCCUCUAAUGAGAAGUUGGAUAGAGAUGAUGAGCCACCAGCAGAGUCAGUAGAAACUAUGGCAGAAUGGCCUGAGGAGGCCACUAAUGAGAAGUUGGAUAGAGAUGAUGAGCCACCAGCAGACUCAGUAGAAACUAUGGCAGAAUGGCCUGAGGAGGCCUCUAAUGAAAAGUUGGAUAGAGAUGAUGAGCCACCAGCAGACUCAGUAGAAACUAUGGCAGAAUGGCCUGAGGAGGCCUCUAAUGAGAAGUUUGAUAGAGAUGAUGAGCCACCAGCAGACUCAGUAGAAACUAUGGCAGAAUGGCCUGAGGAGGCCACUAAUGAGAAGUUGGAUAGAGAUGAUGAGCCACCAGCAGACUCAGUAGAAACUAUGGCAGAAUGGCCUGAGGAGGCCUCUAAUGAGAAGUUGGAUAGAGAUGAUGAGCCACCAGCAGACUCAGUAGAAACUAUGGCAGAAUGGCCUGAGGAGGCCUCCAAUGAGAAGUUGGAUAGAGAUGAUGAGCCACCAGCAGACUCAGUAGAAACUAUGGCAGAAUGGCCUGAGGAGGCCUCCAAUGAGAAGUUGGAUAGAGAUGAUGAGCCACCAGCAGACUCAGUAGAAACUAUGGCAGAAUGGCCUGAGGAGGCCUCUAAUGAGAAGUUGGAUAGAGAUGAUGAGCCACCAGCAGACUCAGUAGAAACUAUGGCAGAAUGGCCUGAGGAGGCCUCCAAUGAGAAGUUGGAUAGAGAUGAUGAGCCACCAGCAGACUCAGUAGAAACUAUGGCAGAAUGGCCUGAGGAGGCCUCUAAUGAGAGGUUGGAUAGAGAUGAUGAGCCACCAGAAGACUCAGUAGAAACUAUGGCAGAAUGGCCUGAGGAGGCCUCUAAUGAGAAGUUGGAUAGAGAUGAUGAGCCACCAGCAGACUCAGUAGAAACUAUGGCAGAAUGGCCUGAGGAGGCCUCUAAUGAGAAGUUGGAUAGAGAUGAUGAGCCACCAGCAGACUCAGUAGAAACUAUGGUAGAAUGGCCUGAGGAGGCCUCCAAUGAGAAGUUGGAUAGAGAUGAUGAGCCACCAGCAGACUCAGUAGAAACUAUGGCAGAAUGGCCUGAGGAGGCCACUAAUGAGAAGUUGGAUAGAGAUGAUGAGCCACCAGCAAACUCAGUAGAAACUAUGGUAGAAUGGCCUGAGGAGCCCUCUAAUGAGAAGUUGAAUAGAGAUGAUGAGCCACCAGCAGACUCAGUAGAAACUAUAGUAGAAUGGCCUGAGGAGCCCUCUAAUGAGAAAUGUUUGGAAGCCACCUCUACCUUUGCAGCAUAUUGUCGUUUUAGAGAUUCUCUUAGUUGUGGCCUUAUGAAACUAACGCCCUUAAAAACAGGACCAUUUCCGAUCAAAACAGCCUUUAUCGUUACAGGCCCACCGAAGAAGAGGGCCUUUACUCAACGGAAGGUGUGUCCUAUUAAGGCGGCCUUCAUAGUCACAGGCCCUCCACAGAUAAGGGCAUUUACUCCAAAGAAGGAGCAACCAACAAAACGUAAAUUAAAAAAUGGAAUCUACAACCAUCUUGGGGUUGUCUUCCUCACAUUUUUUCACAAGCGGCAAAAGAGGGACAGCUCCUUGCUGUCGGUGGCGCCCGCGACGCCCGACAGUGGAAUGCGAGCCGGCGAGCGGCAGCAGCAGCACCUGGCAGCCGACGGCGGCCUGCGCAUGCGCACCGGCCGCUGCGGCCCAGCCCGCCUGCGUCACUGCCAGCGUGACGGCCGUAAUUACGGCACGUGCGAAGCGCCGUCCCGCCUCUGCGGCCCGUGUCCUCCGCCUCUGCCCUGGACACAGUGCUACUAG